Molecule: messenger RNA, 862 nt
Organism: Branchiostoma belcheri (Belcher's lancelet)
Lineage: Eukaryota; Metazoa; Chordata; Leptocardii; Amphioxiformes; Branchiostomatidae
Product: apoptogenic protein 1, mitochondrial-like
Exons: 5
Coding region: 141-689 (182 amino acids)
Biological process (GO): intrinsic apoptotic signaling pathway
Cellular component (GO): mitochondrion
Source: RefSeq, a predicted model, not a curated record
CCGGAAAUCUUUGGGAGCGGGACUUCUGUGGAGCUGCAUCUUUCUCAGUCAGAUAUCGUCUGAUAGGAUGCGCUGGCACGACCCAGGUCCUCAAAAAUUGUAAUCUUAUGCUUUCUUAUAAGUCAGAGUAGACGGCCAAGAUGAUUCGAACCUUCUGUACAGCCAGAAACGCGUGCGCUGCGGCCAGAAAACACCGGCCGGCUGUCCGGAGAAAAGGACAGACGAAGAUCCAUGUUCCCGGUAUAGCCGCCCAGCCCCCAGCCCAGUCCCAGAUGACCCACGACUGGAUCGGCCCAGCAGACCCCAGCUCCAACCUCAGGCCCAUCAAGUUCAGGGUUCCCUCAGGAGAGACAGCAGCAGAGGAGAGACUCCGACAGCUGAGGGAUGACACACAGGAGUGGAACCAGGCCUUCUGGUCCAACCACAACCAGCAGUUCAACAAGGAGAAGGCAGACUUUAUCAGGAGCUGGUUGGAAAAGGAGGAUUGCAAUUCAGUUCGUGCUGAUGGAAGUAAAAGAAUGCCUCCAGCUGAGGACAUGUCAGAGUUUUACAGGACAUUUCUGACUGAGCAUCAACAUAGCCAACUGCAGUAUCAGCGAGAGUGGUACAAGAGGAAUCUCUACAUCAUCUAUCUGUCAUUUAGAGUGAAGAUGUCCAGGCUGGUGUCAAGGGGGAUGAUGAGAAGAUAAUGAAGUCUUUGUCAGUAGUUUAACACUUAUAAAACAAAGUUUCAGGUUACCAACAUGCAAUGAAUUCAAUAUUAUGCUAUUUGUUUGUACAUGUACAAUAUUUAUGUAAAAACAUUUGAUGUAAUACAAAAAUAGAUUGUCUAUAAAUGAUUGUCAAUAAAUGGUGUAUGAAA